This is a messenger RNA of Hemibagrus wyckioides, 1266 nucleotides long. RefSeq names its product G-protein coupled receptor 4-like. The record is from RefSeq and is a predicted model, not a curated record. Gene Ontology annotation, molecular function: G protein-coupled receptor activity. The transcript has 2 exons. Gene Ontology annotation, biological process: positive regulation of Rho protein signal transduction; phospholipase C-activating G protein-coupled receptor signaling pathway. Gene Ontology annotation, cellular component: membrane. The coding region runs from base 192 to 1109 and encodes 305 amino acids. Lineage: Eukaryota; Metazoa; Chordata; Actinopteri; Siluriformes; Bagridae.
UCUGGAUAUUGUGGAAAUAUACAUAUAGAAUAGAUUUAUAGAAAUAUAGAUUUCUGAGUAAUAAAUUCAUUUGCAACAGAUUUCUGUCUUAUUACUAAGAGAAACCAUGUGUCUAAUGCUAUUAUCUCCAUUCUCUCUCUUCCAGAGAUGCCAUUUACAUUAGGAAACUAAGAAAAUACGUUGCUGAGUUCAUGAUGGAAGGUGUUACACUUCAAAAAAGCGAUUUAGUGACACAAACCAUAGAGUCGGUGAUGAACUCUUCAUUUUUUCUUCCUAACUAUGAUAUUGCACCUGUUUCUGUGCUCUGUGCAUUCAUCGGUCUCAGCACAAUUGUGCUGUUAGUGGCGCUACCACUCAAUGUAUAUGUUUUGAGACUGAUUUUGAUAGGCACAAGCAACGGAGUAGCAUCAGAAUUUUUUUCUCUUAACCUCUGUGUGUGUGAGAUCAUAAUUUGCCUGAGUUCGGUGCCAAGUGUCUUCAAUGUUAUAUGCUAUAGAAAUGAUGCGCAAAGUCCUUUGUAUCUUUUUCUUCUGUUACUGUCCAUACUGCAUAGUAUCAGCCGUCCAUGUUUCCAGUGCUGUGUCUGUGUGGAGAGAUAUGUGGCAGUGAUCCAUCCUGUUAUCUUCUUGAGAUACAAGCCACUAACAUAUCGCAUAACAUGGUCAACUGUUACCUGGAUAAUUGUUCUAGGUUUCAGUGUGCUUUCUUUAUUUGUACCAUACAGAUGUGUAUUUUAUUAUAUUCUACUACCAGAGUACUUACUUGUAUUUUCUAUUAAGAUUCUUUGCUCUGUAGCAGUGCUUAAGGCUUUAAGGAAACCUGGUCCUGGUGAGAAAUUACAUGUUAAAGAUGUAGAGUCGAACCGCAUGAAAAAGAAGGCUUUUUGCCUGAUUGUGAUUAGUCUGUUUUUCAUGGUUAUUACUUACUGUCCGAUAUUGGUGUUUAUAUUUGUGUAUGAUUCUCUAUUAGAAACACAGAGAUGGAUAGGUCUGACACUGUAUUACUACCUUAUGAUAGUUGCUGGGUUUGUACAUCCAUUUCUCUAUCUUCAUAGGGUUGGGAAACUUCCUUUCAUUCCAGACUUGAUGAUUCUGUUAAAAUUACAGUGAAUACCACCAGCACUACAAUUUGUUUUCUUACAGAAUAUUUAAAUAAAAAAAAAGGUAAUGAUUCUUAUUUUUAGGUAAGCAGUAAUAUGUUACAAAAAAUUUCUGUGUAACAGUGAUUCUAUAAUAAUAAUAAAUACGGAUUGUUACAUUUAAAAAA